AUGGUAGAAGUGACCAUGAUCUCUUCAAGCCUAGUCCGACCCAAAAACAUAGACCAAUCGGGUCGGCCUACGAUCCAUCUAACUCCACAUGAUCUUGACCUUCUUUAUCUUUUUUAUCCUCAAAGAGGUCUUCUCUUCCCCAAACCCGACCCUGAAACCUGUAUCAUCCCUCGAUUAAAGGCCGCUCUUUCAACUGCCUUGGAGGUUUAUUUCCCAUUCGCUGGUCGUCUCGUCAAAGUGGACAAUCAGGAAGACAAUACGGUUUCGUUUCACGUCGAGAGUGAUGGCUCUGGCGCAAAAUUCAUCCACGCCAAAGCCGAAUCUGUUUCCAUGAAUGAUCUCCUUCAACCUCAUGGAUCUGUUCCUGAUUUCAUUACGCUUUUUUUCCCCUCGAAAGAUGUUGUAAGCCGUGACGCUCUCAUCUCUGAGCCCUUGCUUGCGUUGCAAGUUACCGAGAUGAAAGAUGGAGUUUUCAUCAGUUUCGGUUACAAUCACAUGGUGGCCGAUGGUUCUUCGUUUUGGAGUUUCUUCCAAACUUGGUCCAAGAUUUGUCUCAAUGGUUCCGGUUCAGAUAAUUUUCAGCCUCUGGUCCUCAAAGAUUGGUUCCACGAAAAGAUCUAUUUCCCGAUCCAUAUUCCAGUUUUCAAGACCGAGACGCCAUCAAAUCGUGAAACUUCAACUAAAGAGAGAAUUUUUCACUUCACAAAGAAGAAAAUCUCAUAUCUCAAAGCUAAAGCCAAUGACGAAAUUGGCUCCAUUGAUUCAAAUAUCUCUUCUCUUCAAGUAGUUGUAGCAUAUCUAUGGCUAUCAAUUAUCAGGCACAGUGGUCUAAACAGAGAAGAAGAAACGCAAUGCAAAGUAGCUGCGGAUAUGAGGCAUAGGCUAAACCCUCCCAUAGAGAAAGAGUGUUUCGGGAAUGUGACCGAUCUCGCUACAGCGAUGUCCACCGUGGGAGACUUGUUGGACCAUGGGCUAGGCUGGACUGCUUUGCAAAUAAGUAAAUCUGUGAGGUCACAAACGAAUGAAAGCUAUAAAACUUUUGCUGAGAAUUGGGUUAGAAAUGUAACCACCCCAAAAAUAGGUGCUGGAAACAGAUUGGCUGAUAACUCUUUGAUCGUUGCAAGCUCGCCGCGGUUUGAAGUGUACGAUCAUGAUUUCGGUUGGGGAAAACCGAUUGCGGCCCGAGCUGGACCGGGUAAUGGUAUUGGUGGUUUACUCGUUAUGUUUCGUGGAGUUGAAGAAGGAAGUAUUGAUGUCCAUGCGGCCUUGACGUCAAAUUUAUGGUCUGAUGUACUAUUGAACCUAUUGGUCGAAUAAUUAUUUGGUAAAUAA
Messenger RNA from Eutrema salsugineum, 1332 nucleotides. RefSeq lists its product as uncharacterized. The record is from RefSeq and is a predicted model, not a curated record. The transcript has a single exon. Lineage: Eukaryota; Viridiplantae; Streptophyta; Magnoliopsida; Brassicales; Brassicaceae.